This is a messenger RNA of Drosophila navojoa, 2725 nucleotides long. RefSeq lists its product as uncharacterized. The record is from RefSeq and is a predicted model, not a curated record. Lineage: Eukaryota; Metazoa; Arthropoda; Insecta; Diptera; Drosophilidae.
ACGCUCACACAGUUGGCCAAAAGAAACGUCUGUCUCUGGACCAAAGCGGAACGUACGGAGGCGAGCGAUCAAUAUUAAAGACGAGCAAUAAACGAUAACUGAAACUGAUAGGCGAUUAUCGAUUAUCGAUUAACGAUCAACGAUCAACGAUUACUGUGCUUCUGUUUGCCUGCUUUGAGUGUGUGUGUGUGCGUGUGCGUGUGUGUGAGUGUUUGCGUGAUUGAGUGAGUGUUUUCGAUUGGAUUUCAGCUGUCAGUCCGUCGACAUGGCCAAAUUUCUGGCGCUGUGCCUGCGCCUCGGCCUCGUCCUGCUCCUGGCCGCCGCCGCCGCCGCCGUGGCCGGGGCUGAGGUCAAGGCCGCCGACAAGGAAAUGACCCAGCUGAGCAUCGAGCAGUCCACGGAGUCGCCCAUUGCGGAUAUGGCGCUGAUUGAGGAUGCGCCCGUGGUGCCCAAGCAGCCCACCGAGAAGCCGCCCGUAGCCCAAGCCCAGGCCCAGGCCCCGACUAAGCCCCAGCCGAAGGCGGAGCCAUCGGCCGCAGCUGCUAGCAGCGAAAUGCCGGCUGCCAUGCCGGAACCAUCGGACGAGAAGUCCGCCCAGCCGCACACGGUCGCCGACUUCAUCAUCCAUCCCCUGAUCGCGUUCAAGCCGCGCCAGGCCACCGUCGAGGAGAUGCAGGCGCAGUCGCAGGGCAAGCAGGCGUCGUCCAGCUCGACCACGUCCAGCUCGCCGGCCACCUGGCUGUUCGGCAUGAAUCCGGGCCAGGGACUGGGCUCCUCCUUCUCGACGCUGGCCGGCUCCGUGUCCGGCUGGUUCAACGAUCGUCUGGCCGCUGCCGGGCAGCAGCUGCCCGCCCUGCCCGGUCUGCCCGCCCUGGUGGACACGCCCGUGCGCGACAGCGCCACCACUACCACCACCACCACCACCCAGCGUCCCGACAUUGUCGUCCGCCUCCAGCAGCGCCCGAACAGAAGGCGCGGCAAUCCCAACGGACUCAACAGCGCCAACGGCAUCCGGAAUGGCAACCGCAACGGCAACCGUAACGGGAAUCGCAAUGGCAAUCGCCACGGCAAUCUGAAUGGCAACCGCAUCCAGCGGCCGAAUCGCUUCAACAAUCACCUGGACUCGCUGGAGUCGCUGGAGGAGUACGAUGAUGUGGACUACUACGGUGGCAAUCGCUACGACGACGAGUUCUACGAUGAUGACGAUCAGGAGCUGAACGAUCGCGUGCAGAACGACGACGAGGACCAGUCGCUGGAGCAGAACGACGACGAGGACGACGAGGAGGAGGAGCAGCUGGAUCAGCAGUCCGCUGAGGAGCAGCCGCAAAAGCAAAAGCAAAAGCCCAAGCAACGCCGCCGACCCGCCCAGACGCAGGUGGUGCGACGCAAGCAGCCGCAGCAGCAACUGCAGCAGCAGCGCCAGCAGACGUCACAGAUCAGGCGUGGCCAGCCGCUGGCGUUGCUGGAGCAGGCCGACGACGAGGAGGAGGACGAUGCGGAGGCGGCCGUGGAGCUGGAGGAUGACGAGGACAGCGACAACGAGGAGACCUACGAGCCGGUCAUCUACAACAGUCAGGCCUCGCGCCGCUCCCAGAGCCAGCCCGGCUUCAUUCAGAGCAGCCAGCAGAAUCUGAUCAAUCAGAUACGCAGAUUCACCUUCGGACAGACGCCCGGCGAGAUCGGCAGCCGGUUCCGGCAAUCGCAGGCCGCCCAGAGCCGCCCAGCCACCAGGGCCGGCGUCCGUCGCCCGCAGCAGGCGACGCUGCUGGUCAAUCGCAACGGCCAGACGGUCUAUGUGGCGCCCGAGCUGCUCGGCCUCAGUCCCAGCUAUCCCGGCUACGGCUACGUGGCCACGGCCAGCAAGGUGCAGAAGCAGCGCGUGCCCGUCAGCUCCUACCCGCAGCCGCCGCUCACCGUGCCGCUGCGCCGCAAGGGCCGCCCCACCCAGUACAUCACGAUACCCUGGAGCCAGCUGGGCCUCUCCGCGCCGGACCGCCAGUCGGUGGUCUCGCUGGCCGAGGGCCUCCAGGCCCAGCCGCUGAUCCUCAACAUUCCCGAGAGCGCCAUCAGCAGCGUGCCCCUGCGCGGCAGCUCCACGGCCGCUGGACAGCAGCAGCAGCAGAAGAAGCGCAAGCGCCCGACAUUGACAGCAGCGGCAGUGCCUCUGCUGGCCGACGCCUCGCUCAUGGACAUCUUCCAGCCGCCGCAGAUUCCGCCCUCGCGCACCGGCUCCAGCUCCGGCUCCGGCUCCGCCUCGAGCGGGCCCAAGCCCAAGCCCAAGCCGGUGCUGAUCACCGCCAAGCCGGCCCAGGUGGGCGCCGGAAGCGGCCUGCUGCCCACGCGCAUACGCCCCGGCACGAUUGUGGAGAAGGCGCCCGCCAUGGACAACGGCGAGAAGGCAACCCCGGCCCAGGCGACGUCGAACGCGCAGAAGGAGCAGCCCGAGCAGCCGAUGGCCGAGGCGAUGCCCGCCGCUGCCGGCGAGAUGGCAAUGGCCAAUGCCGGCCCAGCCCCAGCCCCAGCCGAGCAGGAGUUCAUCAUUGUGGGCGAGGACGACGAGCCCGGCGUCUCGCGCCACGUCCAGCCGGUGUUUGGUGACGCGCGCUUCGUCUCCUACGGCGACUUCCAGCCCUACUUCGAUCUGGUGCAUCAGAAUCGACGCUUUGCGCUGCGCAAGGCGCGCCGUGCCCAGGAUAUGGAGGAGGACUCGGAGCCGGAUAACUGA